Dryobates pubescens (Downy woodpecker) is the source of this 2399-nucleotide messenger RNA. RefSeq names its product nectin cell adhesion molecule 1 (gene NECTIN1). Gene Ontology annotation, cellular component: adherens junction. The transcript is spliced from 9 exons. The coding region runs from base 679 to 2091 and encodes 470 amino acids. Lineage: Eukaryota; Metazoa; Chordata; Aves; Piciformes; Picidae. The record is from RefSeq and is a predicted model, not a curated record. Gene Ontology annotation, biological process: protein localization to cell junction; heterophilic cell-cell adhesion; homophilic cell-cell adhesion.
GACUGUCUGCGUGUGCGUGUGGAACGGCCGUGCCUUGCAGCCCCCCGCCCCGCGGCCGGCCCGGCCCCGCGCCCCCCGCCCGGCCAUGGACCGCCGCAGCCGGACCUCCGCCGGUGCCCCCGCCGCCGCCUGAGCGCCGCCGGCGCCCCGCGCCCCGGGAAGCGGAGGGCAAGAGGCAGCGGGCGGGGGCUGCCGGAGCCCCGCCGCCGGAGCCACGGGACCGCCGCGCUGUGAGCGGCCGCUGCAGCCCGCGGAGGGCUCUCCCUCGCCUCUCUUCGUUUGUUUUGCCUUCUCCCUUCCAUUAUUCUUUUGGCCCUUUUCCCUCCUCUUGUUUUUGUGAUUGUAUUCCCACCCCCACCCCCUACUUCCCCUUCUCCCUCGCCCAGCUCCGCGGACGUGCCCGCUCCCGGAGGAAGGCACCGGCACUGCCCCGCGCCCACGGAGAGGGGCCCCGCCAAGCCCCCGGGCCCCUGAGCGGAGCUCUCCUGCGGCCGCCCGUCCUCCCUGCUGGGCGCACCGCCUCUUUGUCCUCCCGCACCGACUUUUUUUAUCGUUAUUUUUAUUCCCCCCCACCCCGCAUUUUUAAGCAGACCUGAACAUCACCGGGGGCGGGGAGGGUGGGGGGCCCAGCGAGACGCUGCCAGACCGACCCCUGCCCAUCUCUCCUAAGGAACUCUCAUGGCUUCACAGCUGCAGACAAGUUGCCGUGCAUCUUGCUGGACUAUCGGAGUUUGCAUCCUGGCGGCCGCGCUCCUCCCAGGACUGCAAGCUCAGAUUGUCUUGGUCAAUGACACAGUCUCGGGGUUCAUCGGGACGGACGUGGUCCUGCACUGCAGCUUCACCAACCCCCUCCCCAACGUGAAGAUCACGCAGGUGACAUGGCAGAAAGCCACCAACGGCUCCAAGCAGAAUGUGGCCAUCUACAACCCUGCCAUGGGGGUCUCCAUCCUCUCUCCCUACAAAGAGAGGGUGACCUUCCGGAACCCUUCCUUCAAGGACGGCACCAUCCAGCUGUCUCGGCUGGAGCUGGAGGAUGAGGGGGUUUACAUCUGUGAGUUUGCAACCUUCCCAACAGGCAACAGGGAGAGCCAGCUGAACCUCACAGUGCUGGCCAAGCCCACAAAUCGGAUGGAGGGCACCAAGCGGCCGCUUGUCGCUAAGUCUGGCAGGACAGAAAAGAUCCUGGUAGCUACCUGCACCUCCUCCAACGGGAAGCCUCCCAGCACUGUCACCUGGGACACCAAGCUGAAGGGAGAAGCAGAGUUCCAGGAGAUCCGGAACAGCAACGGCACCAUCACAGUGAUCAGCAGGUACCGGCUGGUGCCCAGCCGGGAGGCGCACCGGCAGCAGCUCAUGUGUGUGGUCAACUACCAGCUGGAUCGCUUCACAGACAGCAUGACCCUCAAUGUGCAGUAUGAGCCAGAAGUCACUAUUGAGGGCUUUGAUGGCAACUGGUAUCUCAACCGGAAGGAUGUGAAGCUGAUAUGCAAAGCAGAUGCCAACCCCCCGGCUCACACCUACGAAUGGAAGCUGCCAAAUGGGACCCUGCCAGGGAGUGUGGAAAUCCAGAACAACACCAUCUACUUCAAGGGGCCUGUGUCCUACAGCGUGGCAGGAACCUACAUCUGUGAGGCCUCCAACGCCAUUGGCACACGGUCAGGCUUGGUGGAAGUCAAUGUCACAGACAAGCCACUACCUCAAGGCGCCCCAGGAGGCAUUAUUGGCAUCGUGGGAGGAGCCAUUGCAGCAGCUCUCAUCAUCGGGGUGGUUGUCACUGUCAUUAUUGUCUACAGGAGGCAGCAGAAGAACCGCACCGAGACCGACAGUGACCUAACUGACUUGCCUCCAUCCCACAAACCUGCCCCUCCACCAAAGAGGAAACAGGAGAUGAAAAGCCACCUGACUGCAGAAGACAUCCAGGUUGUUCACUUAGACAACAUGAAGCAUGAGGAGGAAAUCCAGAGGCUUGCUUUGCAGACUCCAUACUAUGACAUGGCAGCCAGUGAGCCCUCUCCCUACUCUGACAAAAUGUAUACCUUGGGGUACUUUCUGGCUACCACAGAGCUGGAGAUUGGGUGUGCUCUGAACUGAAGCCCCAGCCAACACAUUCAUCUCAGCAAAGGAACCAUGAUUUGGAGUCUGCCAAAUCUGCCUUUGGUCUCUCUGUUUGGCAAGGUGAUCAGGUGCUGGAAAACCCAAGGGUCUCUGACAUCGUGGAAUCAACCCAGCACUACUUCCCAUGGAGGAAAAGCAAGCAAAAAAAUAUAUCCCAUUACCUGCUUCCCCAUUUGCAUGCCUGUAAUAGCAGGAUGCUGCCUGCACAGUGGCAAUUAAAGCAGAUUUGAUUUGGAGCCCUCACCUGAUGCACUUCCAGACAGAGCUGAGAAUUUAAAUGCAAA